Frankliniella occidentalis (western flower thrips) is the source of this 16059-nucleotide messenger RNA. It is a transcript of the gene Dhc98D, whose product is annotated as dynein axonemal heavy chain 10. Bases 375 to 15791 code for a protein of 5138 amino acids. Lineage: Eukaryota; Metazoa; Arthropoda; Insecta; Thysanoptera; Thripidae. Gene Ontology annotation, biological process: microtubule-based movement. The record is from RefSeq and is a predicted model, not a curated record. Gene Ontology annotation, molecular function: ATP hydrolysis activity; dynein intermediate chain binding; ATP binding. Gene Ontology annotation, cellular component: dynein complex. The transcript has 64 exons.
CUUCGCAGGCUGAAGCAGACUGUUGCUGCGGAAAUGGGGUGGGUUGUGUUUGAGAACUUUAUUCCUGCGAUCGAUUAAGGUUUCAACAUUCAAACAUGGCUUGCGACUGUAAUUAUGCAUGGAUGGGAGAAGGGAGGACAGUAUCCCACCCGCCAACACUUCGAAAACCCCAUGGCAACGAUAAUUCUGUUUGUAAACAACUCGGCUGGAAUUGCUGUACAGCGACUGCGUGCUUGCUUUUCGUUGCCAUUGCUCCAUCGGAAUACCACCUUCAAUGGAGUUCUUUUGCUCCAAUUUUGAGUGUGGGUGACGAUUAACAUCAGUUUGCGAGAUGACAUCAAGUGAAUAAGAAGAUAGCACGAGACCAUUUUAAAAUGGCUGACUACCGCUUGGACUGGGUAAAAGAAAGAGCGUUGGCUUUCCUUGAUGAAGAGGAUGAGGAGUUAUUUGAUGACAUGCUUGCUCGAAAUGAUGGAGAACUGGAAGAUCGUUUGCUGUCUUACCUUGACGAUGACAUCAUGGGAGCUCACGAUAUUGGCAGAAAGUUAUUCUUUGUGUACAAGACUUAUUAUGAAAAAAUUGUGAAGGAAGAAAUUGUGGUGGCAGAAGAGGUUGCUCCUCCAACACCUCCACCUCCUGAGCCUGAACCAGAACCUAUCAUAAAGAAAGGGAAAGGCAAGGGCAAGGGUGUGAAGGGAGUGAAAGGGGCUAAAGGGGCCAAGAAAGUCAAAAAGGGGAAGAAAGACCGAGAUGACUCCCCUCCUCCUGUCCCUGCUGAACCAGAAACAGAGCUCCAGGUUGAAAUAAGUGAAGGAGAUGGGGCAGGAGACAGCCCUAUAGACGAACAGUUGCCUGGAAGUAGCCCAGUAGAGACUGUUGAAGCAGUUACUGAAGAGGGAGAAGAUGGGGAACCUCUGCCAGAAGAACCCACAUCAGAGGGCAAAGAUACACCAGAAGUAGGCGAAGACAGGUCUGAGUCUCCAGAGGCCCAAACUGGGUCCGAGGCUGGAACUGCUCAGUCUUCGCCUUCUCCUGAUGAAGGGGCUGAGGAAGAGGAGAGAGAAAGUCCUUUUGAUGAUGACAUUCAGCAGGACUCAGCAGCAGAGGAAGAUGUUGGCUAUAUGUCCUCAGAGGAACAAGGCCCGUCCCCAGAGCUCGAAGAUCCAGGUGGUGGAGGGGAAGGAGACGCAGCACGAGAAGACCUGGAAGCUCCGGAGACCCCAACCAAGAAAAAGGGAAAAAAAGGAAAGAAAGGGAAGAAAGAGAAGAAAACUAAAAAGGGGAGGAAAAGUCCCACAACUGCGGUAGAGAUGGUUCCUGCGGUGGAGGAGAUUCCAGAACCUCAGUACAUUUUUGUUUCUAAAACCAUUGAGCGAGUCAUUCAUGCUCCUCAGCUGUAUGGGCAUUUGGGUAUGUUAGAUGAAGCUGAAAGAUCUGCUCCAGGACGCCAGUAUGUGUACUUUCUUAGAAUAUCUGAGGAAGGGAUUCCUCUGCCAGAAGGUCCGGGUGAUGCUGCUGCCGAUAUGCCCAGGCAUUUUAUAGUUGGCUGUUGCUCAUCUAAUUUUAUCAGUUCAAUGGCAAAACUUUUGAAACAGGCCUACAUACCAUUAGUACAAAAGCAAUUUCGAGAGCCAACUUCUUCCUCUGAAGGUGAACAUGAUACAUCAUCAGUAGUGAGCAGUGCUAUAUUUAAACGCCCUUCAGAUUAUCGACGUAUGUGCCUUAACAUACUCAUGACUGAAAAGAACGCGAAAAAACCAAAACCAGUCCCUAAGCAAGAGAUUGGCUCACUUUCAGAUGCAACAAUUCAGUCUGCUCAAGAAGUUUUGGAAGCAGCUCAGAUCGCGGAAGAGCAGCAAAUGUCAGCAGUUUCUUCAUCUCUGAAUGCUGCUAUAUCAGCAGCAUCUAUUGGCCCAAGUGGGGAUGGGCCUGGGAAGCACCUUGAUGAAAGUAAUGUUGAAGAUGGAAAUAUGCCUACAAAACAAGAAUUAUUGAGUGAUAUAAAUUCCUUUAUAUCAUCUGUUGAUUGGACGAUUGAACAUCUUGAGGGAGAUAUGAUGCUCCGUGUUCCUGAUAUCCCCAGUUUGUUCAUUCAAGGAGCUACUCCUGAAACUCUUGCAGCAGAUCCUAGCUUAGUCACUGAGCUAGAGGGGAUUGUUACCUCAUGGGAAAGACAUAUAGAUAGCGUCAUUGAUCAAUUUUUAGCAAAGAAACCGGUUGGAGAAGGUCCUCUAGCUGAAUAUGAGUACUGGCAAGAGCGAGAUGCUGGACUUAGUUUACUUGUGGAACAGUUCAAAGCCCCCACAGUUCUUUUGGUACUAGAUGUUCUUGCUGCUGCAUCUUCCAACAUAGGACAGUAUUUUGAAAAUUUUAAAUCUGAAUUUAUGGUUCAUUAUGAACAAGCAAGAUAUAAUGUAAAGUUUUUGUCUACUGUUGUUCGGCAUUUUAAGACUGUUGAAAAUUGCCAAGAUCUUGGUGUAGUGAGAGAUUCUUUACCUGCUCUUAUUGAUGGACUUCAUAUCCUGUGGGUGGUCUCAAGAUUUUAUUGCAAUGAGGAACAGAUGGUUCCCCUUUUGCUUCGAAUAUCAAGCACACUCUGCAACAAGGCAUCAUCAGCCCUUCAAGUUAAAACUCUAUUUAAACGUCCUCUGAUUCAAAUUUUGCAACAAACUAAAGAAGCUCAAGAAAUGUUACAGAUGUGGCGUAGCUGUUACAUGGAAACCCGUGCUCGCAUUGAGUCUUCUGGCAAAGGCCAACGCUGGGAAUUUGAUAAGAACAAGCUGUUUGCAAACAGUGAUUACAUUGCGAAAGUUUGUGGAGAUUUGCAUCAAGUUUCCAAAAUUAUUCAAGAGUUUAGAAACAUCUUUGGCCAGGAGCUUAAAUCUAUAAUAAGUGAUCCAGCUCAAAUUGAUGCUGUUGUGAAAAGAGUCGAAGCCUUAGUGGUUCCCAUUGAAAGUGCAGAUUUUGAUAUCUACUCCAGGGGCUACGCGGAGAAUUGGGACGCCCUCAUGGGCUCAUUUAAGCAGCAUGUACGGAGACUUGAAGAAGAGGCAAAGUUUUUCAUUGAUGAAUCUUUUAAAGCACUCAGAUCAUCAACUGAGGCUUUGGAAAUGUUAUUGAAGUUCAAGCAUAUGGAGACAAGAGAAGCUAUUCAAGAGCAGCUUAUGACUAAGUUUGAUUUGAUCAUGCAACAAUUUAGCAAAGAAGUUUCAAAUAUUGAACACAUCUUCACAAAAGGAAAACGCCAUCCUCCUUUGCUGCGCAAUCAGCCUCCCAUCGCAGGAGCUAUCUUUUGGGAGAGAUUGUUGUUUCAAACUCUUAAGCGUCCAGUUCUUGUCUUCCAAAAUGUGGAAGAUUUAAAGCAAUGUGACUUGAUGAAGGAGGCUUUUUCCGACUACCUGCAAUUAGGGAAACAGAUGCAGCAGUUUGAACUGAAUCAUAUCAACUCUUGGAUUGCCAAAGCUCAAGAGGAUAUUAGGCAGGCUAUGACUCGAAAUGUGAUGCGCUUAGAAGAGAGUGUCCAUGCUUGCUUCAGAAAGAGCAACAAGUUCUCAUCUCGUAAUGGUCGUAGACACAAUAUGGGUAUGCAGAGAUCUGCACCACGCAUAAUACGCAUGGGAUCCCAACAAACUUUUACAUCCAGUCAGUCAUCAGUAACACGGAUUGGCCACUCAAAUGCUAUCACAACUCGACAUAGUAUGAUGUCUUUCAGUCAAGGGGCUUCUCAGGCAUUUGGUCUAGGAUCUGUGGCUAUUGGAUUGAAAUGGGCAGCAAGAGGACGCUCAAAGACGGGAAGCAAUCAAAAAAUGCUAUUUCCUGGACCCUCAUAUUCUUUCACUUGGGAAGAUUUUAUAGGAGACACUGUCCUUGUAGAAAACAAUUUGAGGAUGGAGGUUAAUUUUGAUUCAGAGUUACUAAACAUAAUAGCUGAAGCUGAGCUCCUGGAAAUACUUGGGUACGAUUUACCAGUUCCUAUAAUUAUGGUGGCCCAUCAGAAAGACAGAUUCCAUGCAGAUUAUCAGGCCAUUUCAAAACUUGUAGCAGAUUAUAACAACUUGGUUGAUCGUCUGGAUAUUCCACAACUUUUGUUCGUGAAGUCUCAUUUGAAAGAAGUUGAAAAGCAAAUGCAACCAGGACUUUGCAGAAUCAAUUGGACCUCACAAGGAGUAAGAGAUUUUGCUGUGGGCUGUCAGCAAGUUCUGAGAAAUCUCGUAUCCCUGGUCAGUCAAAUGGAAGCAGUGUCUGUGGAGGUCUCUCAUCGACUUACUCAGCUGGAGCAGCACAAUCUUUUCUAUGCUAGACCUCCGGAUAGCAACUCAGAGGUCUUGGCUUGCAAAUUAUUUUUUGCAGAGAUGGAUAUUAAACGAUCUGAAAGUGUUCGCCAAAUGAUGAGUCUUUAUGGCGACCUGGGACCAGUGCUAAUGAAAUUAGAAGGUUUGGUCUUACAGACUAGUAGUGGUCGUGCUCCUGUCAUGGCACACUCAUAUCAGUCCUGGGAAAGCCGAACAUUUUCAACAUUUGUUAAAUUUGUUCUCCGCAAUUUAAUUGAUUUUGAUCGCUUCCUCGUGGGCAACACUGCAUACUUUCAAGUAGAAACCCUCUUGAUUGUUCCAGAUGUGUCAAUGAGGCCCACGACUGUAGAAGUAUAUAAUAUUGUUAUUCACAGUAUUAAGGACUUUCUUGAACGAUUAAAGUCAUUUCCCAGAUGGAUGCAUGGAACUUGUUUGGAGUGCCCUCUACAACGAUGGCCUGACUCUGACAAGACUCAUCAAUAUACCAUGUUUGAAGAUCUUGUGCAAGUUCAACAAGUAAAUGAUAUGCUUUUAAAGCUUCAAGAAACAGUACGCAGAGUUACUGAUGAAGUCCAAAAAUACUUGUUUAGGUGGAAAAGGUACAGAAACCUUUGGGCAUUUGACAAAGUUGUAACUUGUGAAAAGUUUGCAAUGAAAAAUCCAUCACUCUUGCAGUAUGAUGAGAGGUUCAGUUUUUAUUCACAGCGUAUAGCUGACUUGAAUGAUAUUCCUUCUUUUCAAGAUAUUUUCUGCAUCAGGAUUAACCUGGUUCCUCUUAAAGAAGCAGUUACAUACCAUGCCAAUGAGUGGAAAGCGUGCCUUGGACAACACUUGUCUGAAAAUACUCAUGAUAUGCUUCAUGACUUUUGUAAUCAAUUAAAUGAGAUGAAGAGAGAUUUGCAGAGCCCAAUUCAAGAUCUUGAAUCCUUUAAGUUAGUUUUACAAACAAUAUGCACUGUUCUGAGUAUGAAUGUAAGUGCUGAAUUAUUGUAUAAUGAAGUAAUGGAACGCUACAAGACCCUCAGAGCACACAAUAUUUCUGUAAAUGAAUCUGAUGAGACUCUUGCGGCAACUCUGCCAGAAGCAUGGAAAGAACUUUAUGUGGCUGCGAUGUUAAGAUCUCGUAAUCUCCAGAAAACCAAAGCUAAAUUUGCCAUUACGACUCAAGAUGAAAUAUAUGACUUUCUCGCAGAGUGUAAUGCAUUUGUGCAGAAAUUCAUUGCUGAAGGUCCUGGCUCUGUGGGUGACGAUCUUGAGAGAGGUUUUAGACUCAUGGACGUGUACAGAGAUGAAAUUAAUGCCCUCCUUAAGAAGAAAGUGGAUAUGCAAACAGCUGAGAGACUCUUUGAUCUUCCAUUGACUGACUAUUCAAACUUUUUGUCUGCAGUAGAUGACUUUAACCAUAUGGAACUUAUAUUUCAACUAUAUAAAACUCAAAAAGCAGCAAGGGAUGGUUGGUCUAAGACUCUUUGGGUUAACCUGAAUCCAGUAGAGCUUGUUGAUGGAAUGGAAAGCUUUUUGAAAGAGUGGAAGAAGCUUCCAAAAGGGGCAAAACAAUUGGAAGUUGCCAAAACCCUUGAAAAGCGCAUGAAAGAGUUCAAAGGAUGUGUCCCUCUUUAUGUUGAGCUGAAAAAUGAAGCAAUGCGAGAGCGACAUUGGAAAACUCUCAUGGAUAAAACUGGAGAGCAUUUUGAUAUGGCAGCUGAUCGUUUCACUUUAGAAAAUAUGUUUGCCAUGGAUUUAGCCCGCUAUACUGAUGUUGCUCUAGAAAUAAUUGGCUAUGCAGUGAAGGAGCUAAGUAUUGAAAAAGGUGUCAAAGACAUAUCCGAAACAUGGACAAAGCUAAGUCUUACCCUUACCAAACAUCUAAAGGGAUCAGAAGAUAGAGGAUAUUUACUAUCAGCUGUCGAUGAAAUUUUGCAAACUCUUGAUGAGCAUACAAUGAGCUUGCAGAGUAUGUCAGCCUCUCAGUUUGUGGGCCCUUUCUUGCCUGUAGUGCAAAGAUGGGAACACAACUUAGCUGUAAUAGGGGAGGUUCUUGAGGAAUGGACAAGUGUUCAAAGAAAAUGGCUUUAUUUGGAGGGAAUUUUUGUUGAGGGUGAUAUUCGCCAUCAACUACCUGAAGAAGCCAAGAAAUUUGAUUCAAUUGAUGCUAGCUAUCGCAAGAUAAUGUUUGAUACAGCACGGAAUCCCAAAGUUUUGGACUGUUGUGUUGUUCCAAGUGGUAGAUUGGCUGAUCUUCAGGCCUUAACAUAUGGACUUGAGAGGUGUCAAAAAAUGUUAAAUGACUACCUUGAAUCAAAGCGGAAUGCUUUCCCAAGGUUCUUCUUUCUUUCUGAUGAUGAAUUGCUCUCAGUUUUGGGUAGCAGCCAAGUUACAUGCUGUCAAGAACAUAUGGUCAAGAUGUUUGAUAAUAUUGCAAGCUUACAAUUGGCAAAAGAUAAUCAAGACUGUAACAUUGCCUCUGCUAUGAUUUCAUGUGAAGGAGAAAUCAUGGAAUUUAAAAAACAUGUUUUAGCUGAGGGUCGGGUUGAGGAGUGGAUGAAUCUUGUCCUAUCUGAAAUGCGUACCAGCAAUCAUUAUAUAACAAAAAAGGCAAUUUAUGAUUAUGGGAAAGUUCGUCGUCCAAGGUGUAAUUGGAUGUUAGAUUACCAAGGCAUGGUUGUGUUAGCCAGCAACCAAGUGUGGUGGACAGCAGAGGUUGAAAAUGUGUUCGAAAAAAUAAAAAGAGGGAACAAAAAGGCAAUGCGGGAAUACCUUGAGCAAAUGAAUAACCAACUGGAUGAGCUGGUCGUCAUGGUUCGGCAAAACCUGAGCCGCAAUGAUCGUAAAAAGUUUAAUACUGUCCUGAUAAUUGACGUACAUACCAGAGAUAUUAUUGAGAACUUUGUCAGGGAUAGUGUGAUGGAUGCACAGGAAUUUAGUUGGGAGAGCCAAUUGCGGUUUUAUUGGAUCAAAGAUGUGAACAACCUCAUUGUCAUACAAUGCACUGGAAAUUUUGAAUAUGGAUAUGAGUAUAUGGGCCUGAAUGGCCGCUUAGUGAUUACUCCUUUAACUGAUCGCAUCUACCUCACAAUAACACAAGCCCUGUCAAUGCAGCUUGGUGGAGCUCCUGCAGGUCCAGCUGGAACUGGCAAAACUGAGACAACCAAAGAUUUGGCAAAAGCUCUAGGUUUACUUUGUAUGGUUACAAACUGUGGUGAAGGCAUGGAUUACAAAGCUGUUGGGAAAAUUCUCUCCGGUCUAUGUCAGUGUGGAGCAUGGGGCUGCUUUGAUGAAUUUAAUAGAAUUGACAUUUCUGUACUGUCUGUCAUUUCCACUCAGCUGCAAACUAUUCGAAGUGCCCUGAUCAUGAAAAUGUCACGUUUUAAUUUUGAAGGCCAGGAAAUAGCUAUGGACUUAAAAGUUGGUGUCUUCAUCACUAUGAACCCAGGAUAUGCUGGUCGAACAGAAUUGCCUGAAUCUGUUAAAGCACUUUUCCGACCAGUUGUGUGUAUUGUACCUGAUUUGGAACAAAUUUGCCAAAUAAUGCUAUUCUCAGAGGGUUUCCUACAAGCUAAGGUCUUAGCCAAAAAAAUGACUGUAUUAUAUCAUCUUGCCCAAGGCCAACUUUCUAAACAAAAUCAUUAUGAUUUUGGGUUGCGAGCUUUGAAGUCAGUUCUUGUAAUGGCUGGUGAAUUGAAGAGAGGUUCACCUGAUCUUCCUGAAAAUGUUGUUCUUAUGAGAGCGUUGAGAGACAUGAAUUUGCCAAAGUUUGUGUAUGAAGAUGUUCCUCUAUUCCUAGGUCUUAUUAAAGACCUAUUCCCUGGCCUAGAGUGCCCUCGAGUGACAUACCCAAACUUCAACACUGCUGUUGAAGAGGCGUUGCAAAGUGAUGGCUAUAUACUUCUUCCUGAACAGGUUGAUAAAGUUGUACAAAUGUAUGAAACAAUGAUGACUCGUCAUUCAACUAUGAUAGUGGGACCCACAGGUGGUGGUAAAACUGUUGUAAUUGAAACACUUGUAAAGGCACAAAAUGCUCAGGGAUUGCCCACUAAACUGUACAUUCUCAACCCAAAGGCCUGCUCUGUCACUGAGCUAUAUGGUAUUUUAGAUCCAGCAUCUCGAGACUGGACUGAUGGUCUCUUGUCCAAAAUAUUCAGAGACAUAAACAAACCUUUAGAGCAGCCUGACAAACCAGAGAGACGAUACAUUCUAUUUGAUGGAGAUGUGGAUGCCUUAUGGAUUGAAAAUAUGAAUUCGGUGAUGGAUGAUAAUAAAUUACUCACUUUAGCUAAUGGAGAGCGCAUUCGCCUUCAACCUCACUGUGCUUUGCUCUUUGAGGUUGGAGACUUGCAGUAUGCCUCUCCUGCCACUGUUUCGCGAGCAGGAAUGGUUUAUGUUGAUCCCAAAAAUCUAGGCUACCAGCCUUACUGGCAAAGAUGGCUUACAUCACGCCUUAAUCCAGAGGAGAAGGAUGUUUUUGAUGGAUUAUUCAAUCGCUAUGUCCCAAACCUUCUUCGUUACAUUUUAGAGGGAUUGAAGGGCACAUUAGAGGGUGAACCUUUAAUGAUGGCUGUACCUCAGACUUCUCUAAAUCUGGUAACCCAGCUUUGCUUCAUGCUUGAUGCGCUAGUUCCUGUGCCACAUCCUGAUGACGAGGAGGAGAUUCCUCGUAUAGAGCUGGUUGAUCUAGGGACAGGAGAAGAGGAAGAAGAGGUGGAGCAAGCUCCAACACCUGGACCAGCCCCGCCUCCACCUGACCCUCGUCUCCCCCCUGGUCAUAUUCCAGAGGAGGAGGCACCUGAAGCAUUAUCUGAAGAUGAAGGAGAGGACCCUUUGGUGGCUUUGGAGCGGAUGGCUCGUGCUGAGCUACUAGAAUGUAUCUUUCUUCAAGCCCUCUACUGUUCACUUGGAGCUCCACUCGUUGCUUCUAGUAGAAAUCCUUUUGAUGAGUUUGUCAAACAAACUGCAGGUAUGAUGUUGAUUGAAGAUUCUCCGGACAAUCCAGCCUCUUCUAAAUACCUCCCCUCUGCAGAACCAACACUUUUUGAUUAUUUCUUUGAUGUCGAGAAGAAGCAGUGGUUUGCUUGGAAAUGGCUCGUUCCAGAAUACAUUCAUGACCCUGAGAAGAGAUUUUGUGAGAUACUUGUUCCAACAAUUGACACUGAACGUACAACAUGGUUCCUGCGCUUAAUGUUAAAGCAUUACUUUAAGGAUCGAAUCUUUCGCAAGGUGAAGAGACCAGUUGUUCUAGUUGGUGACACUGGGACCUCAAAAUCUGCCAUUAUGUUGGAUUUUCUUCGCCAAUUAAAUCAAGAAGUUUAUGCUCGAUUAAAUGUUAACUUUUCGUCACGGACCACAUCAAUGGAUGUUCAAAGAACUGUUGAGUCUGUUGUUGAAAAAAGGACUAAAGAGAUUUAUGGGCCUCCAGUAGGAAAAAAAUUAGUAAUUUUCAUUGAUGACCUCAACAUGCCUCAGGUUGAUACCUAUGGUACUCAACAACCAAUAGCUUUACUAAAGCUGCUUCUCGAUCGAGGAGGCAUGUAUAACAGGGGCAAAGACUUAAAUUGGAAGCAGCUGAAGGAUAUUUGCUUUUUUUGUGCCAUGGGCAUUGCAGGGGGUGGGCGCAAUGCUGUUGAUCCUCGAUUUUUAUCUCUGUUUGCUGUGUUAAGUCUGGUUUUUCCAUCAGACGAGACAUUAAAAUAUAUCUACAACUCAAUAUUAUCUGGACAUACAAAAUCAUUUUCUGAAGAAGUUCGUAAAGUUGUGCCCACAUUGGUUGACAUUAAUUUGGGCUUAUACAAGAUUGCUUUACUUCAGUUGCCUCCAACUCCCUCUCGCUUUCAUUACAUAUUUAACUUAAGAGAUUUAUCUCGCAUAUGUAGUGGUAUGGUACUUACACAACCUGAACUUUUUGAGCAAACACGACAGUUUGUCAGAGUUUGGCGAAAUGAAUUCACCAGAGUCAUUUGCGAUCGCCUCAUCACACCUGAAGACCAAGCCUUAAUGAGAGAUGAAAUGCAAAGGAUGAUUGAAGAAUAUUUUCCAGAAGAAAAGAGGCAAAGUCUGAUGAGCAAUGAAGAAACAUCUUUACCUGAAGUCAAAGCUGUGUCCAGCACCGAUCAAAUUGCAUCAACGGGAGACGAAGCUCAAGAGGGCUCAGAAGAGGGUGAUAUUCCUAAAGUUGAUGAGGAAGAACAUGUCGUUGAAGAGGAGCUUUCAUUCCAGGAACAUGUUUUGCGAGAUCCCUUGCUCUUUGGAGAUUAUCGAAACGCUCUUCAUGAAGACGACCCAAGAUGUUAUGAGGAUCUCAUUGACUAUGAAGCUGUCUAUCACCUUUUGCAAGAGAUACUUGUUGAAUACAAUGAGUACCAUUCCAAGAUGGAUUUGGUUUUGUUUGAUGAUGCUCUUGAGCAUAUAACACGAGUUCAUAGAGCACUCCGUACAAACAGAGGUCAUGCAUUAGUAGUUGGUGUUGGCGGCAGCGGUAAACAAAGUAUUACAAAGCUGGCUGCAUUUGCUGCAGGUUGUGAUAUUUUUGAAAUCUCACUGACUCGAGGUUACAAUGAAUACAUGUUUAAAGAAGAUAUGAAAAGGCUCUUCUAUAUGCUUGGUGUUGAUAGAAAAAGCAUGGUUUUCUUAUUUACUGCAGCUCAAGUUGUUGAGGAAGCUUUCUUAGAAUUCAUCAAUAAUAUCUUGACAAUUGGUAUUAUACCAGCAUUAUUUACGGAUGAGGAAAAAGAAAAUAUUAUGAGUUCAGUCAGACCUUUUGCAGUGGAAGCUGGAUAUGCAGUUAGCAAGGAUGCUGUGUGGAACUACUUUUUAAAUAUUUGUGCCAACAACCUCCAUAUUGUACUAGCUAUGUCUCCAUCUGGGGACAAUCUUCGCAAUUGGUGCCGUAGUUUUCCUGGUCUAGUCAAUAAUACCUACAUUGAUUGGUUAUUUCCUUGGCCAUCUCAAGCUCUUCUUGCUGUUGCUCAUGUCUUUCUUACAGAUGACCCUAAAAUUCCUCAAGAACACCGAGAUAGCAUUGUGGAACAUGUGGUGCACACUCAUGAAUCAGUACGAGAAUAUUGUCAAGAUUAUCUUAUAAAACUAAGAAGGAAAACUUAUGUUACUCCAAAGCACUAUUUAGAUUUUAUUAAAGUAUAUUUGCAUCAGUUGGACAUUAGAGCAGCUGAAAUCGAUCAACAGUGCAAUCGCUUAAAGGGUGGCAUGGUGAAAAUGCAAGAGGCAAGUUCAGAGCUGGAUCUUCUAAACCAAAAGCUGGAAGUGCAAAAGAAAGUUGUUGCUGAAAAGCAAGCUGCCAGCAAUGUUCUCCUUGCUCAAGUUCGGGAAGCUACCGAGUCAGCUAAUCAGAAAAAAGAUAAAGCUACUGAGAAAAGUAUUGAAAUGGAGCAGCAAGCAAAAGUCAUUAAUACUGAAAAGGGUGAGGCACAAGAAGUUUUAGCUGAGGCUAUGCCUGCAUUGGAGGCAGCUCGAGCUGCUUUAGCAGAGCUAGAAAAAUCUGAUAUUACUGAGAUAAGUGAUGAUGCAUACUGGGAGGAGCGAUCUUUUGCUACACCACCAGAGGCUGUUCAAAUAGUAUGUGAAUGUGUGGUCAUAAUAAAAGGUAUCAAAGAAGUUAAUUGGAAGUCAGCUAAAGCAAUGCUCAGUGAUCCAAAUUUUUUGAAGAAUCUUCAGGCAUUGAAUUGUGACAACAUCACUCAAAAACAAGUGCAAGCUAUAAAAGCUCAUAUGAAAAAAUGCAAUUUAGAUGGCAUGGAAAAAGUCAGUAAGGCUGGAUAUGGACUUCUACGUUUUGUUGAGGCAGUUUUGGGGUACUGUGCUGUGUACCGAGAAGUGAGACCUAAAAAGGAAAAAGUUGCAGCUCUUGAGGCAGAAUUUGCACAGGCCACAAAAUAUUUGGAUAGUUUAAAUAGAGAAAUAGCUAAGGUGGAGAAGAUAUUAGCAGAGCUGAAUGACAAAUAUGUAGUUGCGAUGGGAGAGGCACUUAAGUUACAAGAGGAAGCUGAUAUAAUGCAACGAAGACUGAUUGCUGCUGACAAACUUUUUUCUGGACUUAGAUCUGAAAACGAAAGAUGGACUCAUGACCUUGCUAAACUGCACGAGGACAAGAAGCAGUUACUGGGCAAUUGUAUUUUGGCAGCUGCUUUUCUGUCCUACUUGGGUCCCUUCAGUUUUGAGUAUCGACAUACUAUGCUUCAUGAGGACUGGGAACAAAGCCUUCUUGAUAAAGGCAUCCCUCUGACACAUCCUUGGAAAGUGCAAGAGCACCUCACAACUGAUGUUGAAAUUAGCAAGUGGACUUCUGAAGGGCUUCCACCAGAUGAGCUUUCAGUACAAAAUGGUAUUCUUACCACACAAAGCAAUUGUUUCCCCCUUUGUAUUGACCCUCAGCAGCAGGCAUUGAAUUGGAUUAAGAGGAAGGAAGAAAAGAACAAUUUGAGAAUUCUAACAUUCAAUGAUGCGGAUUUUUUAAAGCAUUUAGAAAUGGGCAUAAAAUAUGGACAUCCUGUUCUAUUUCAAGAUGUAGAUGAUCACAUUGAUCCAGUUAUUGAAAACAUUCUUUCCAAAAAUUACAAAACACCACCAGGGCGAUGUUAUGUUAUGCUUGGGGAUUUAGAAGUGGAUAUUGAUCCUAAAUUUCGUUUGUAUCUGACAACAAAACUUAGCAAUCCCCCUUUCAACCCUGCAAUUUAUGCUAAAGCCACUGUUAUUAAUUACACUGUUACCUUAACUGGUUUGGAAGAUCAAUUAUUAAGUGUCGUAGUUCGUAACGAAAGAGCAGAUUUGGAGGAAAGAAGAGAAGAACUCAUUGCAGAAACUUUUGAAAACAAAAAUCUUCUCAGUCAGUUAGAAGAUGCUUUACUGCGAGAAUUGACAACAUCUACUGGAAACAUGCUUGAUAAUCAAGAGCUUAUUGAAACUUUAGAAAAUACAAAAACAAAAGCAACUGAGGUGACAAACAAGCUAGAACUUGCUGCUUCUACAGCUGCUGACAUAGACGUUUUAAGAGAUGGCUAUCGAUCUGUGUCUCGGCGAGGUGCUAUGCUGUUCUUCUUGCUAUCUGAUAUGGCAACUGUGAACACAAUGUACCAAUAUUCACUCUCCUCAUAUCUGGAAGUGUUUGCCUAUUCUCUAAGAAAAGCCCUUCCACAUACACAACUAUCCCGGCGACUUAAAAAUAUAAUUGUAACUCUCACCAAGAAUGUUUAUGACUAUGGUUGCACUGGAAUAUUUGAGAAACACAAACUAUUGUUUUCCUUCCAAAUGGCGAUGAAACUGCACAAGGCAGAAGGUACUGUCAGUCAACCAGAAUUGGAUUUCUUUAUCAAAGGUGACGUCUCACUAGAGGCUCUUUCUCGACCUUCUCCUGCAAAUUGGUUGACGGGGUGGCGAGAUAUAUUGAAGUUAUCUCAAGAUUUCAGUGAUGACUUUGCUCAGCUCCCCAGUGACAUUGAAAAUAACUUAUCUAUUUGGCAAGAAUGGUAUGACUUUGAUGCUCCAGAAGACAUUCCUUUUCCUAUGGGGUAUUCUGAACGGAUCAGACCUUUCCAAAAACUUAUGAUUGUGCGCUGUUUCCGGGUGGAUAGAGUGUACCGCGCAGUGACGAAGUACAUAAUUGAAACAAUGGGCCAAGAAUUUGUUAUGCCUCCUGUCAUAAGCUUAGAUAACAUUUUUGAGCAGAGCUCACCUCAGAUGCCAGUAGUUUUCAUUCUAAGUCCUGGUUCUGAUCCGACAUCUGAGCUUAUGAAACUUGCUGAACGGUGUGGAAGUGGUGGUGGUCGUUUCAAGUACCUCUCCCUCGGUCAAGGACAGGAACAACUUGCAAUUUCUUUGCUACAAACAGCUGUGUCAAGGGGUCAGUGGCUCAUGCUUCAAAACUGUCACUUGCUGUUAAAGUUUUUACGUGAUUUAGAAAAACAAUUAGAGGCAGCAGGAAAACCUCACCCUGAUUUUCGUUUGUGGCUGACAACCGAUCCCACACCCGGUUUUCCUAUCAGCAUUCUUCAGCGUUCCUUAAAAGUGGUUACUGAACCUCCAAAUGGUUUGAAAUUAAAUUUAAGAGGAACAUUCUUCAAAAUAUCUCAGAGCUCUUUAGAACACUGUGUCCAUCCUGUAUUCAAGAAACUUGUCUUUGUUCUGGCCUUUUUCCAUGCAGUUGUGCAGGAAAGAAGAAAGUAUGAUAAAAUUGGAUGGAACAUUUGUUACGACUUCAAUGAAUCAGAUUUCAAUGUGUGCUUACAAAUAUUAGAUACUUAUUUAACAAAGGCCCAUGUAACUAAAGAUACAAGAAUUCCUUGGGGAAGCUUGAAGUAUCUUAUUGGCGAAGUCAUGUAUGGUGGACGUGUCAUAGAUAAUUUUGAUCGACGUAUUGUUUCCACUUACAUGGAUGAGUACAUGGGAGAUUUCUUGUUUGAUACCUUCCAACCUUUCCACUUUUAUAAGGAUGAAACUGUUGAUUACCACAUACCAAAUGAUACAGAUAAGGAUGGAUACAUUGAUUUUAUUGAAGAGCUGCCCUUGAUUAACAGCCCAAAUGUGUUUGGUUUGCACGCCAAUGCAGAAAUUGGUUAUUUUUCGCAAGCUGUUAAGGAAAUGUGGAACCACCUCAUCCAAUUGCAGCCACAAACUGCAAUUAGGAUGGAAUUAGAUUCAGGAGACAUAUCUGCUGGCGUGAGCCGAGAAGAGUAUAUUGAUAAUGUGGCAAAAGAUAUAUUUGAGCGUUUGCCUCCUCAAUAUGAGGUGGCUCGAGUACGCAAGGGCAUAGAAAUGAACAUAACUCCAAGCAUAGUUGUGCUUUUGCAGGAACUUGCUCGUUUCAAUCGUCUUAUACAAUGCAUGCAGUCAACAUUGUCAUCUCUUCGUAAGGCUUUAGCUGGGGAAAUUGGGAUGAAUUCAAUUUUAGAUAAUGUAGCAUCAUCUCUUUACAAUGGACAGCUACCAGAUGAGUGGCGCAGGCAUGCUCCAGCUACUUGUAAAUCCCUUGGGAGCUGGAUGCAACACUUUGAGAGACGAAAUGAUCAAUAUCAUGCAUGGACUAAAGGUGGAGAUCCCAUGGUGAUGUGGCUCUCAGGCCUACAUAUCCCGGAGUCUUAUUUGGCAGCAUUAAUCCAAACAGCAUGUCGGAAAAAUGGAUGGUCUUUAGAUCGCUCUGCGAUGUACACAACUGUAACAAAAUACCGGACAUUAGAUGAGGUUGAGGAACGUCCUGACCAGGGAUGCUAUGUGAUAGGUCUAUACCUGGAAGGUGCACGCUGGGAUGUUGACAAUCAGUGCUUGGCCAAGUCUUUCCCUAAAGUUCUCCAAGAGGAGCUACCUAUCGUGAUGGUCGUUCCAGUUGAGGCUUAUCGACUCAAGUUACAAAAUACCAUCAAGACACCAGUCUACACAACAUCUCUGAGGCGUAAUGCCAUGGGAGUAGGUUUGGUAUUUGUUGCUGAUCUCAGCACAGAAGAGCAUAGCAGCCAUUGGAUAUUGCAGGGUGUUUGUGUAGUUCUUAACAGUGACUGAUAGUUUGAGUGCAAAACAAUGAUUGUAUCCUUUUUAAGAUGUAAAGGUCCAUUCAAUGGAAGACCAAAUAAGAACAUUUGGCAAUAGGGCUAGCAUAUUUAAAUGCAAGUCAGUUACCAUAGAAAGGAAUUAAUAGAUUUGCUCAUAUUUCUGUAUUUCAUUUGAUUUUAGUACUAUUUGACAAUUUUCACAAGAUUUCAAAAUCUUGUUUUUGUAAAAUUUUAACAAUAAAGAUGAUAAAACUUUAGAUCCGGUAAAAAAAAAACAC